Messenger RNA from Bubalus bubalis (water buffalo), 5237 nucleotides. RefSeq names its product beta-1,4-N-acetyl-galactosaminyltransferase 4 (gene B4GALNT4). Lineage: Eukaryota; Metazoa; Chordata; Mammalia; Artiodactyla; Bovidae. The transcript has 20 exons. Bases 1940 to 4915 code for a protein of 991 amino acids. Gene Ontology annotation, cellular component: Golgi cisterna membrane. Gene Ontology annotation, molecular function: acetylgalactosaminyltransferase activity. The record is from RefSeq and is a predicted model, not a curated record.
GAUCAGAGACUGAGAUGCUUGUGUGUUGGGAGUGAGUCAUGGGGAUAGGGGUGCAGCCUGGGGAGACCCGAACUGCCUGGAGUGGACGCUUCCAGACUCAGGCUCACGCUCCAGUGGGAACAGACAAUGAACCCACAAAUAAGGUCCUGGUGAGUGAUGUCGGGGGAGAGUCAGGGGAGGAGUCCUGCCACUUUAGCUAGGGGAUCUUGGAAGGGCUCUUGGAAGUGGUGACCAUUGACACAUAUUUUGGGGAGGAGGAGCAGAGUGCCUAGAACAGGGCUGGGGACAGGGAGGUUGGUGAUGAGAGAGAGAAGGAAGCACUUCAGGGCAGGGAAGGUCCCAGCCAAGCUGCCCCUGACCUUCUUAAGAAAGUGGGGUGUCUUAAGGGUGGGUGAUGAGAAUCUUGCUUCCUGAGGACUGAGAACAAUGAUUUUGAUCCAUAAAGUCCUGGCCACUCCCACCAAAGGGUCCAAAGCUCCCUGUUCAGUCACAAACCCAGGCCAGGGGUCAGAGGCUGGUCCCAACCUACCCCUCCCCAGAGUGCACGCAUCUUGCAGCUACCACAUCCUCUAGGGGCCUCCAGUUACCAUCACAUAAGGCAGGACCCCAGAGUGUGACCCAGUGACACAGAACAUAACCAGCCUCCUACCUAGCUGCCUUGUGGUUUUCUGAGCAACCACAGUCCUCCCCAACCUGACUUCCCAAGCAGCCAGGGAGCCUAACUCAGCAGCUAGGAGGGGGCGGAGGUGUGGGAACCCCAUUUCUGAGGCCUCCUCUUCUCUCAGCUGGACCAGUGGGGAAGCCGUCCUGCUGUUCCUGAGUGGGCAGGAGCUGUUCAAGGUUACAGACCAUCAAACCCUCGUGCAGCUCCAGCCAGAAGCAGCCCAGCCAGCAGGUCUCGCCUCCUGCCUGGCGACCUGGCUCCACCAGUGCAGGGCUCGGGGAAGCUAAGCAGCCGAACGUGUCUGACGCCUUCCUGACCGUCCUGUCAGCACUGUCUUCACUCCCAGCAGAAAGACUACCUGCCCCUUGUCCAGCAGCCUGUGCGGGUGGGCGGGCCGGCAGGAGGCCAUCUGGAUCUCACUGCGCUUGGGCUCGGCCCUGCAGGACCAUGGUGGCAGCCUGGGUGUGGCUCCCCAACAGAAGUUUUCCAGCAGUCAUAGAGUUACCUUGGCGGGCAGCGAGCAUCAGGGCCAGGCUGUGGGGGGGUUUUCCAGGAGCCUCUUAGGGGCUCAACUCCCAGCCAGACAAAGGACAGUGACUAGGGAGAACCAAGCGGACAGGCACCACUGGGGUCUCACAGGCAGGAGACUAUGGGUAGUCCCUGUCCCCCCGAGAAGGGGCCAGGCCAGCCAUGUCAGUAUGAGACUCGCUUCUGGGAUCUGGAUCGAAGAGCAGGCAUAGAUGUUGAAGCCAGACUUGGCCCUGGAGCAGAGGGGUUCCUGGACUGGGGGCCUCUGGAUGGGACAGUGAAGCCUCACCUUCAGUGGCUAAGAUCCCAGGGUAUGGGACCCCCAGGUCCACAGCUUGAGGAGGAGGUCUGGGACAUUGAGGGCAUUGAGGUAUGCAGGUGGUCUGCCCAGGCUUGGGGGGCUGGGGUGUGCCAUGUUCUAGAGAAGUCCACAGAAGGGAUCCCGGGGACAGUGUCCCCGCAGGGCCACCUUGGCCCCGGGGCCUCUGACAGCCAGACCAGCAUGCCAGGGCUCCUUUGGUCGGGGACCGUGGCCUCAAGGGCAGCAGGUAGCACCUGCGCCGUGGGCCGGGGCUGGUGUAGCCUCAGGACCGCAGCGCUGGCUUGCCUGACAACAAGCUCCAGUACUAGCACUCGGCUCUCGGUUCUGCGAGGGAGGCAGACACACGCCUGCACGUGCGAGAUACGCCGAGCGCACAGAGCAGUCCUGGGGCCUUCCUGGAGCAGAGUCACCGAUGAGGACACCCGAUGAUCGACGGCGAGAAGCUGAGCGGUGUGACCGACGGCCGGGGCGUUCACGCUGUGCUGGCCACACAGAGGGCAGAGGACUCCAGCGAGAGCCGCGAGGAGGAGCCAGUGUCUGAAGGUCGGGACCCAGGCGUGCUGUUUCCUGGCGGGGCUGGAAGACCCCUGGUGCUCAACCUCACCCGUCAAGUGCCGGUGUGGCGGGAGGAGUACAAGGGGCAGGUGAAUCUGCACGUGUUUGAGGACUGGUGCGGGGGCGCCGUGGGCCAGCUCCGGAGGAACCUGCACUUCCCUCUCUUCCCUCACACUCGCACCACCGUGAAGAAGCUGGCUGUGUCCCCCAAGUGGAAGAACUACGGCCUCCGCCUCUUCGGCUUCAUCCACCCAGCGAGAGAUGGCGACGUCCAGUUCUCUGUGGCUUCGGAUGACAACUCUGAGUUCUGGCUGAGCCCAAAUGAGAGCCCAGCGGGUGCCCAGCUGGUGGCCUUUGUGGGCAAGACGGGCUCAGAGUGGACAGCACCUGGAGAGUUCACCAAGUUCAGCUCCCAGGUGUCUAAGCCCAGACGGCUCAUGGCCUCUCGGAGGUACUACUUUGAGCUGCUGCACAAGCAGGAUGACCGCGGCUCGGACCACGUGGAAGUGGGUUGGCGAGCAUUCCUGCCGGGUCUGAAGUUCGAGGUCAUCGGCUCUGCUCACAUCUCCCUCUACACAGACGAGUCAGCCCUGAAGAUGGACCACGUGGCUCACGUGCCCCAGUCUCCUGCCAGUCACGUGGCGGGGCAGCCACGGCAGGAGGAACCCAGAGCUGACAUGCUGCGGCCGGAUCCCCGAGACGCCUUCUUUCUCACGCCUCGGGUGGAGCCCUCGGAUCUGGAGAGUGUGCUGGAGCCCUGCACCUACGCCCCGACCUACGUGGUCAAGGACUUUCCCAUCGCAAGAUACCAGGGACUGCAAUUUGUGUACCUGUCCUUCGUUUAUCCCAAUGACCACACGCGCCUGACUCACAUGGAGACGGACAACAAGUGCUUCUACCGGGAGUCGCCGCUGUAUCUGGAAAGGUUUGGGUUCUACAAAUACAUGAAGAUGGACCGGGAGGAGGGCGGGGAGGACAGAGAGGAGGUGCAGCGCAGAGCCUUCCUCUUCCUCAACCCGGACGACUUCCUGGAUGACGAGGACGACGGAGAGCUGCUCGACGCCGGCCUGGGGCCCACCGAGGCCCCCCAAAGGCAGGGCAGCCGCCAGCUCCCGGCCCCCGCAGCCCCCUCCGAGGCCCCGGCCACCCCUGCCGCGCCGACACCCCGACGCUCCCGGGCGCUGAGCUGGGCGGCCCGCCAGCUCCCCCUCUUCUUGGGCCGCGCCCCGCCCCCGCGGCCCGCAGCCCGGCCCUCCAAGGUGUACGUGACACGCGUGCGGCCCGGCCUGCGGGCGCCCCCCGGGGCCCCGCCACUCGGCGCACGCGGCCCACCCCGGCCGCCCUUGCCUGGCGUCUUCCUGCGCCCCCGACCCCUACCCAGGGUGCCGCUGCGGGCGCCCCCACGCCCACCCCGGGCUCGAGGCCACAGGACGAGCAGCCCCCCGGCCACAGAGCUGAGAGCCCUGGCCCCGGCGCCGGCCACCCAGGAGGGCCGGGAGGGCCGGGCGCGCGCCCCGGGACUCGCGGCCCCCACGGCGGACUCCAACUCUUCCUCUGAAGCGCAGCCCGUGACCUCCUUCCUGAGCUUGUCCCAGGUGUCCAGGCCACAGCUGCCUGAGGAGGGCGAGGAGGACGAGGAGGAGGAAGGGGACGAUGACGAGGAAGGGGCGCCCGGUGACGAGAACGCGUCGGAGGACAGCGAGGAGGCGGCAGGCCUGGUUCGCGGCCGCUGGCGCGAGGACGCCAUCGACUGGCAGCGCACGUUCAGCGUCGGCAACGUGGACUUCGAGCUGCUGCGCUCCGACUGGAACGAUCUGCGCUGCAAUGUGUCCGGGAACCUGCAGCUGCCCGAGGCCGAGGCAGUGGACGUGGUGGCUCAGUACAUGGAGAGGCUCAACAUGCGCCACAGCGGGCGAUACGCUCUUCUGCGCAUCGUGAACGUGGAGAAGCGCCGGGACUCCGCACGAGGAAGCCGCUUCCUCCUGGAACUGGAGCUCCAGGAACGCGGCGGGCGCCGCCUGCGCUUGUCUGAGUACGUCUUCCUGCGCCUGCCCGGGGCCCGUGCCGGCGACACUGAGGAAGACCAAGAGAGUCCCGAGCCCGCCGCAGCCUCCGCGCGCCCCGACGGCCGCCCAGAGCUGUGCCGGCCACUGCGCCUGGCCUGGCGCCAAGACGUGAUGGUGCACUUCGUCGUGCCCGUGAAAAACCAGGCGCGCUGGGUGAUGCAGUUCCUGGCAGACAUGGCCGCCCUGCACGCGCGCACAGGCGACUCCCGCUUCAGUGUCGUCCUGGUGGACUUUGAGAGCGAGGACAUGGACGUGGAGCAGGCCCUCCGCGCUGCGCGGCUGCCCAGAUACCAAUACCUGAGGCGAGCCGGGAACUUUGAGCGCUCUGCGGGGCUGCAAGCUGGAGUGGACGCAGUAGAGGAUGCCAGCAGCAUCGUUUUCCUCUGCGACCUGCACAUCCACUUCCCCCCCAGCAUCCUGGACGGUAUUCGCAAGCACUGCGUGGAGGGCAAGCUGGCCUUCGCGCCAGUGGUCAUGCGGCUGAGCUGUGGGAGCUCACCAGGGGACCCGCACGGUUACUGGGAGGUGAAUGGCUUUGGCCUGUUUGGGAUCUACAAGUCUGACUUUGACCGUAUUGGAGGCAUGAACACUGAGGAAUUCCGGGACCAGUGGGGAGGCGAGGACUGGGAGCUCCUGGACAGGGUCCUGCAGGCAGGGCUGGAGGUGGAGCGACUCCGCGUACGGAACUUCUACCACCACUUCCACUCCAAGCGGGGGAUGUGGGGCGCGCGCAGCCGCAAGGCCGCCCGAAAGGAGGCCCCCCAAAAAGAGGCCCCUUGAGGACCAGUGACCCCUCCCAGCCUCACCCGCCGGCCUGUGCUGGCAGCUGGAGGCCGGGCCCAGAGCCUGGACCCGGGGACCCGGCGGGCUCAUCCCGGGGCACAGCCACCAUGGUGCCUGCCCGCUCGGGCCCCCAGGCCACUGCGCCCCCGGCCCCUCCCAGAGAGGCGGCCUCUGUAGCGGGCGGGGCCCAGGCUCGGCCCCCACGCCCCGUGCGAUGAUUUCUGUGAAAUUUUGCAGUAGCGAUGACAUUGUUUUCAGGAUUUCCAAGAGUUCUGUCUGUUCCAUUUUUUAUUCAGAAUGAAAUGAAAUAUUUUUUUUA